Messenger RNA from Coregonus sp. 'balchen', 10987 nucleotides. The record is from the annotation of a GenBank genome assembly. Lineage: Eukaryota; Metazoa; Chordata; Actinopteri; Salmoniformes; Salmonidae.
AUCUGGUUUGCCUUUGUCAAUGGAUUCUCUGGUCAGAUUCUGUUUGAACGCUGGUGCAUCGGCCUGUACAAUGUGGUGAGUGUUUAUGUGAUUUACUCUCCUCUCUCCAUUACUGUGAAAGAGUCUGUUUUAGAAUUCCCCUCCCCUGUCGCUCUCUGGCAAGAAAACAUAUUUUCUGUGGCACCCCAGACGUGUUCCCCUUACUGCAGGACCAUAUCAUCAAUAUCCUGAGACAUUUCCCAUUUAUUUAUGACCUGUUGUUAAGUCCAUAUUCCCCUCGUGCCCCGAACUAUGUCCUGAAUGUGGAAAGAACAACAGCCUUGCAUGCCCCAAAGAGUGUAGUUAGCGAAGGUUGUCAUUUGUGAAUGAUAAAGGAACAGGUUGAAUAGAGCAGCACAUAACCAGCUCUGAGCAACUGGUGUCCCACAGGGUUCGGUUUUUGGGUCUAAUUAACCUAUGUUUCCUGUCUGUCAAAUGAAAGGAGCGAACGGGUGGAAAGAAUGUGUAUUUUUAACACUGUAACAAAAAAUGUGAAUAGUACAUUGUUUGGGUUUGAAGGAGCUGACGUGUAGCUUUAUGCGGUUUAUUAAAGAUAUACCCACGUCCAUAAACCAAAGCGAGUGAGGGAAGUGAGAGGAGAGAAGUGCCCGCACACCGUUGACGGAACGCAAAUGAAAGUGAUUUCAUCGUCGACCAAGAAAUUAGAACAUGGCUGUUUUCGAAGAUUGCUUAAUAAACUGCCAACAUUUUAAAGCAACAACAGUGGGGGGGGCUACUCUUUCACUUUACCUAAAAAGCGGGGAAAUUCCACAGGCUCUGUGGGAGUCUGUUGGAGGCAGUGGGCCGAAUCCGCCCCUCAAUGGCGAUGCUCGGCACCCUGAAUGAGAAACGAGCCCAUGCAGUGGAGCAUGUCCUCCUGCGUUCCACAAGCUCCGGCCUGCAGUCUGGAGCCUGCAGAUGGGCCAGUGUGGAACUCACACCACUGACCCGCAGAGUCCCCCAGCUACACAAUACUGACACUUCUCUCUCUGUUCUCUCACUCCUCUUUCUCUCUCUCUCUCUCUCUCUCUCUCUCUCUCUCUCUCUCUCAGCAGCUGCUGCAGAGAGAAACAUUACAAUACCACAUAGAAAUUACACUAGCUCCGCGAAAAUACCUGCUAACUAGUCAAGGGCGUCGCAGAUGUUAGUCCGAGAUGGCUUUUGCAUAUGAAUGGAGCGUGUCAAAACAAAAUAAAACCCCAAAAGUUCUACACGCUCAACAGCCUCCACUCAAUAGAAUCAGGGCAAGUCAUAACUUCAGCAUAUGGGCGAACAAUGCAAAAGCUAAGCAAAAAUGUUUUUCGUUUUCAAUAGGCUGUGUACACUGUUUACAAAACAAAAAACUUUUUACAAUGUUCACAAAUGUGGGAUGAACUGGGCAUGAACUGUCUAAUGGACAAUGAUGUAUAUAAGAGGUUUUGAAGCCACUGGUCGGCCAUAUUGGCACUCCCCAGUAGGAGCAGUCCUCCAUAGGAAUGAAGGGAAUUCUACAGUAUUUUAAUUAUAUGUCUCAAGGACAAAAUUACAUGUAUUUAUGUAUUUUUGUUGUUAUAAUGGGAACAGUAACAUUAGUAAUCUCAAAACAAAUUUACUUUAAGGAAAAUGGUUUUAUAUACAGUGAGGGAAAAAAGUAUUUGAUCCCCUGCUGAUUUUGUACGUUUGCCCACUGACAAAGAAAUGAUCAGUCUAUAAUUUUAAUGGUAAGUUUAUUUGAACAGUGAGAGACAGAAUAACAACAAAAAAAUCCAGAAAAACACAUGUCAAAAAUGUUAUAAAUUGAUUUGCAUUUUAAUGAGGGAAAGGGGGCAAUUACUUUUUCACACAGGGGCAUUGGGUGUCACAUAACUUUGUUUAUUAAAUAAAUGAACAAAAAUAUUAAUAUGUUGUGUUAUUUGUUCACUCAGGUUCCCUUUAUCUAAUAUUAUGUUUUGGUUGAAGAUCUGAUAAAAUUCAGUGUCCAAAAUAUUCAAAAAUGUAGAAAAUCAGAAAUGGGGCAAAUACUUAGCCUAAUAGGACAUCAGUAGUGUCCUUGUUUUCACUAAUGCAGUAAUGGAAUCAAUUAUGUCUUGAAGGUCCUUGUGAUUAUGAAAACCCUGGCUUUUAUUGGGUUACUCACUGAGGAACGAUAAGACUGUUUUCCCAUCCGAAAUUGUAUCUGAUAGUGUCUUUGCUAACAGGCCGUUAGUUGAAUCUGCUGGGCUUUUGAGUUCACUACCUUUAUCCUCACUUCUGGGUUUUGUGAGGGGAAAUGUUGAACAAAGCAAAAUGUUGUGGUUUAAUUUGACAUGUGUGUUUGUGUGUUUAGAUUUUCACCGCUCUGCCUCCUCUCACUCUGGGAAUAUUUGAACGCUCAUGCAGGAAAGAGAACAUGCUGAAGUACCCGGAACUCUACAAAACCUCCCAGAAUGCCAUGGGCUUCAACACCAAGGUAGGUCAUGUGUCUGUUUGUGCUGCAUUGAAGAAAGUUAGAGGAGCAUUGUCUCAACGAUUCCUUCAUUUUCUGUCAUUCCACUUUUACCCCUCAUGUUGUUUGUCUGGGCUACAUUUCCAUUCAUAGUGUAGUACAAUAUUAAGUAUUUUCUAAGCUUAAAUAGGUUUACUAAGGUUUACUUGGCACCAACAAACAAAAAGGGAGAUAUAAGACUGCAAUUAACCAGGCAGUUUUUUUUUCUUCUAACCUUUGUUCUGUCUCCGAAUUGACAUAUUUUACACACAAUGGAGACCUGAUGAGCUCCGAAAUGCUCCAAACUGAUUUUAGGUCAGUCUAAUGACAGAGCGUGAAUCUGCUCGUCUGCCCCAAUUGGCCUGUGUCUGACCCGUGGGGUCUCUACACAUAAUGAUCACCAGUCUUAACAGGUGCAGUGGUCAGAGGGUGUCUGCCUGCCUGUCUCUCUGUCUAUUGGGGGGGUUGUCCGUUAGCUUUCCCCUGCUGUCUGUUAAGAAAGAUGUCUCCCCUUCUCCACGCCUGCCCCCCUUCUAUGGCCUUCAACUCCCCCAUCCACGGCCCCCCUAGCCCCCUUACUUUACAGGCGUGGAGACCCGGUUAGUGCCGCAUGGAGACAGAUUAAAGCCUGAGUGGCCAUGGAGGUCAGGGGCGACAGGGACAGGGGGAGUGGGGAGAUAGCGGGCCAGGGAGAGGGGUGGUGGAGGAGGGGUGGAGGAGGGGUGGAGGAGGGGGAAGGUUAAAGGGAGAGAGUGUGCUCUGCUGUCAGGAUGUGAUGGCAUCAACUGCGGAAAAUUAAGAUUUUUUUUUUAAGCAAGGGGCUGUUUGAACUGUAGGCCUUCUGCCUGGUCUGGUCUGGCUUAGCCUAAGUACUGUAAAUAAGAUAUCCCCAGUCUACUGGUCUCACUCUCCCCAGAGAGGGGGCCAGUCACCUCACAGUUAGAGUUGACCCGUGGACCUUGGCCGGCAUGUCCCCCUCACAGCUUUUAUUUCUGUUUGGGUGAGAGAAGGGCUCCAUAUGGCCAAGUGUUAUAUGAACCUCCAGGGAAUAGCAGGGUGACAUUGUGCAAGGCAGGCCGCAGUCUCAGUUUUGUGGUUUCAAGUCGCCCCGCAAAUCAAGACUGUCAAAAAACUGUUGAUUCAAAUUGGUUUUCCUCCAUUUUUGUUUGACCCCUGAGUUGCUAAAGCCCUGUAAUGAUGACUUGGCCAGGUCACCGUGGUGUUUUCACUGGCCUGUCCACGCUUUCCCUCCGAAAAAUGUCCCUGCUGCAUGGCCCGAGGCGAGGUGCGAAAAUCCAGCUGGAAUUUGCCCGAAAUCCCUUUCUUUCUGCACGCCUGGCUCUUUUGUACACAACAGAUACUGUCUGGGCGAAUUAAAGGCAUUUGCGUUGAGGAAGUGAAAGAGAGAGGGCCGGGGAAGGGUGUGAAAUAUUUCAGGCGUCGCCCGCCCGCACCACUGUCCCCUUUCACUUUUAAUGACAUUUUCCUGACACUCUUAAUAAACCUCAGUCCCCCGAUGUGGCCCCCAGUAAUUACACCGCCUCACCAUUUCCCCCCAUUUACUCCUCCCCCUCUCCCUCCCUCCCUCCCCUCCUCCCUCUCUCUGCGCAACAGCAUUAAAGAGGAAGGACAGGAAAAUAUUUGGCCCGAUAUAAACUACAUCCUUUCAUGCUUUUUUAAGCAAUUAGGCGCUGCACAAUGGGCCCGAAUCUUUUAGCCAGGGCACGGACAGACACAGGCAGGCAUUCACGGCGGAGUUCUUAGCAACCUACCGGGAUACAGCAGAGGGGGGUGGGGAGUGAGACUUCACUAUGACAAAUGAACAUUUAUUGAUUGAAUUAGCAUUCAUUAGGGUGCUGGGCAUUUAGAGAAGCUAGUUGUUCCAUACUGUGUUGUGUUGGGGCAGAUUGAGGAGGGUGAUGUGAGGUGGGGUUGGGGGUAGGGGUGGUGGAGUCAGGGACAGAGGGGAAAGUUGUAGGUUACUUGCCAGUGGGAGGCUAAUUGGGUUUAAACGUGUAAUUGUAGCAUUGGAGAUAAUUGAUCCUACAUUGAACCACAGAGAGAGGGGGGUGAGGAGGGGGUACUCCUGCCAAUCCCUGCCCCAAUGUGGGGGCCUGUUUGCAGGGUGGGAGUUGAGGUGGGUGGGGGUGGGUCCCAGGGCUUUUGACGAUAGCAAAGGAGAGGAGGUCAGGCCAGAGGCCAAGGUAUGACAUAGGGCCCAGAAGAAGACACUCUCUGGAUACUCCUCUAUUCUCUCUCCCCUCCUCUUCUCCCGUUCCCCACCUGUGGUCUACAACACUUGGUUUCAUCAUCCAUUUCUUUGUGCUCAGUAGUGUUUUGAAAAAACCUGCCGUUGUUAUUACUUUUUGUAUAUAGCCUACCUUUUAUUUAAUGUUUUCAGAUAUACUGAGACAUUUUCACAUUUGUACUGCAUAUAACCCAUAACGCAGACUUUACUUACAACCACAGAAUCCCCAGUUGCCAUACUAACAACACAUGGCAGGGGUACACCAUUAGGGAAUCUGCCCUAAGAGAACCAGGUUGAAGUACAAGGAAAACCAUGCUGCAUACCACCACUCUCUUUUUCCGUUUGUCUUGAGCACUAAGAGUUGAUCGUUAUUCUACAAUUGCUUAAAACCUGUGAAAAACACAUUAACUUUAAUAAGCCGGUUGGUUUUUAUAAUUUGUCUUAAAUAAGAAAUUGUGUUUUCAUAGACCAAUUUUAUAAGUUGUCGAGGGUGCUUUUUACGGAAGUGUGACAUUAAAUUGGUCUAGUAUCCUGCCAUAAAUGUAUUAAAAAUUGAAAAUCUUGAGAGAGUAAACUGAUUCCCCCCCCCCAACUCAGAAUGUGCUCAGAAUGUUUUAUAAAAAUCUAUUGAAAACUUUUAGGAAUAACAGAGCAAUGAAUGGAGCAGGGUAGGGGAACGAGGGGGCAUGAAUACAGACUUUUUUGGCAGAGUUGAUUUCACGGCCAUUUCAUGCUACAUCACCCUUUAGUGUUGUGUUUGGUGACAUCUGUGCAUAAUGUAAAUUUGAAACAGUGUUUUUGGAAAAAGGACAAUUGAUUUAAACGUCUCAUCCAAGGACCACACACACACACACACACACACACACACCAACAACACACACACAUACUGUAGAGUCGCCUGUGUGGAAACGCACAACGCACAUACACGCACACACUGCUGUGUGCUCCUACUUUUUCAGCUUACUAAAGUUAAUCCACUUCAAACAUGUCAACUUCUCUGUGUUUUUAGAUUGGUUUCUGCUUGUUCAGUGCCCUCUUCAUUUAUUUUUGUGCCAUCUUAAAUUCACAUAUGAAAGACUAUUGAAAUUGAUGAGGGGGGAGGGGGGAGAGUACGGGAAAGGAGUGGGAAAGGAAAACUACCCCCCAACACAUACCAUCACACUGACAUAGCCCCACCUGACUUGCGUGCUCACACACACACACACACACACACACCAAACCUACACACAUCCCUGCACCCUCUCUCCUCCAGUACUACACCAACACACAGGAGGAUAUACAAAGUGUCUGUCAGCUGGGUGGCUAUUCAGAGAGGAGGCCCUACAAAACCGCCACUUAGCCGAGUGCUGAACCAGGACAAAGAGCCCAGGUCAGAGGUCGCUAGGCAGGUUCGGUCGGCAACCCGGGUUUCUCAUGCUUUUUCUCUCCUUCUUUCUCCCUGGAACCCACCCAACCCCCUCCCUCCUCCAUCCUUCUCUCCCCCCUCCUUGCAGGUCUUCUGGGCCCAUUGUCUGAAUGGCCUCUUCCACUCGGUCAUCCUCUUCUGGGUCCCCCUCAUAGCCUUCCAGCACGGUAAGCACCUCCCAGAGACUCUAACCCUAACCUCGCAGAGACUCAUCUGUCUUUUAAGGUUCUGUCCCAAAUGCCAUCCUAUUCGCUACGGUAUAUGGCAGGGUUCCCCAACAGCCGAAUUUGGCCCGCAGAUAUUAUUUUGGGUCCAAAAAUAUACUGUAUGUGAUCGUAUACAAAUGUAAGCAAGGUUUGAAAUGAUUGUGUUUUAGUCAAAUAUUAUAUAUGUUUGGGAUUCUUGCGGUCAAUUUGCACUCUAGAAAUGAUUUGUAAUUAUGUUCCGAACCCUGACCAUCCUCUGAAGAAAAUAAUCGUCCCAAAGCUGAAUCUAUACUAACAAUAUAUAUAAACUCAACAUGCAACAAUUUUACUGAGUUACAGUUCAUAGAACGAAAUCAGUCAAUUUAAAUACAUUUUAUUAGGCCCUAAUCUAUGGAUUUCAUAUGACUGGCCAGGGGCACAGCCAUGGGUGGGCUGGGAGGGCAUAGGCUCCUCAGACGAUGUGGAGGUCCUGGGCUGGCGUGGUUACACGUGGUCUACGGUUGUGAGGCGGCUUAUAGUAGAGAAAUUAACAUUCAAUUAUCUGGCAACAGCUCUGUUGGACGUUCCUGCAGUAAAUUGCAUGCUCCCUCAAAACUUGAGACAUCUGUGGCAUUGUGUUGUGUGACAAAACUGCACAUUUUAGAGAGGCCUUUUAUUGUCCCCAGCACAAGGUGCACCUGUGUAAUGAUCAUUCUGUUUAAUCAGCUUCUUGAUAUGCCACACCUGUCAGGUGGAUGGAUUAUCUUGGCAAAGGAGAAAUGCUCACUAACAGGGAUGUCAACAAAUUUGUCCACCAAAUUUGAAAGAUAUAUUUUUUUGUACGUUUGGAAAAUAUCUGGGAUCUUUUAUUUCAGCUCAUGAAUCAUGGGACCAACACUUUACAUGUUGCGUUUAUAUUUUUCUUCAGUAUAGUUGAUGAUCCCUGGUAUAUGGUGUACUGCUUUUGACCAGGUAGUGUGCUAUAUUGGGAAUAGGGUGCUAUUUGGGACUGAGCCUGGAUUUCUAGUCUCUACAGGCUCUGGGUGGAGUGGGGUCCAGUUAACACACAUACCUUGUCUCGAUAACUUUUCUUUUUACCCACUAGCCUCAUGAAUUAUAAUCAUCGGCAUGCUUGAACAUAAAAGUGCCUGCACAUGUAGGCGAACGUGCACACACACACACACACACACUUGAACAUACACACAGACAGUACACACAAGUUACAGUAUUCAGCUCACACCGAGAGAAUGUGUAUUUCUGAUACUAUGGCGUCUUGGCUGCUGGACACAGAAGACCACACAGGCUUGGGCCUGCUCUCCAAACAAAGCCCAGAGAGAAGCCCCUUCAGUCUGACUGACAGGCUGUCAGCAAGGCCUCAUCACACACAUAGGCAUAUGACUAGCAGGAAGCAAAGGGGAGCCAGACUCUCUCUCUCUCCUUUUGUCGUUCUUGUUCUCUCUCUCUCUCUCUCUCUCUCUCUCUCUCUCUCUCUCUCUCUCUCUCUCUCUCUCUCUCUCUCUCUCCCCUGCUCUAACACUCUCCCCAAGCACCCCCAUGUGUUGAAUUUGGAGGAUAUGUUUAUUUACAUGUACGUUUUAUUCACUUGGCAGACACUCAGAAAUUAGGGAGUGUUAAAGUAAAUACUUCCAGUACAAUCAAGGAGCCUAAUCUUUUAGAAACGGAACAAAAGUUGACCCAUCCCUUUACUGGUAUUUGAGUAGCAGUUUGCUUUUAUUUGAAUACUUCAUUUGUCAAAGAUUAUUAGACUAAUUCUGUCUGUCAAAGAUUACUAGAGUAAUUCUUGUUUUUGAUUUCAACUGGUCAUGUCAACCAUAGUCCAGACUCCUUCCUGAUUGCUCCAUCAGGUUGCUCCAUCAACCAUAUGCAAUGGACAUGCUUUGACACACACACAGUACGGCAACUCAUCAGUGCUGUUAUACUCCAGUGUCCAGUGUUACAUCUCACUGCGUGCUCUAAUGGGGCAUUAUGCUCGCCUGCACAUACUGUAUAGAGUACUGUACUCACAGUCUGCAUCCCAAAUGUCACUCUUUUCUGUUUAUAGUGCACUGCUUUUGACCAGGGCCCAUAGUGCUCUAGUCAAAAGUAGUGCACUGUAUAGGGAAUAGGGUGCCAUUGGGAUGCAGACACAGUCAAUGCCCUGGUUUGCUAUCUGGUUGUUUACUCCAUAGCAGAGAUUUCACAUAAUUUCCCCUGGUCUAAUGGAACUCUGUUUCUUAAAAACACUGCCCUGGUCCGAGUUGGGAGGAGUCGUGAAGAGGGACAUGACCAUAUGUCUAAAAGCUUUUCAUGUUGAUCCUUUUCACAGAUACGGUCUUUGGAAAUGGAAAGACCCCGGACUAUCUCCUCUUAGGCAAUAUGGUUUAUACAGUAAGUAUGCAUCUGAAAUGGCACCUUUUCCCUUUAUACAGUACAUUCAGAAAGUAUUCAGACCACUUGACCUUUUCCACAUUUUGUUACGUUACAGCCUUAUUCUGAAAUGAAUUAAAUUGUUAUUUCCCCCUCAUCAAUCUACACACAAUACCCCAUAAUGACAAAGCAAAAACUGUUUUUGAGAAAAUGUCGAAUAUUUAUACAAAAAUGAAUAAAAAAGAAUAUCACAUUUACAUAAGUAUUCAGACCCUUUACUCAGUACUUUGUUGAAGCACAUUUGGCAGCGAUUACAGCCUUGAGUCUUCUUGGGUAUGACGCUACAAGCUUGGCACACUUGUAUUUGCGGAGUUUCUCCCAUUCUUCUCUGCAGAACCUCUCAAUCUCUGUCAGGUUGGAUGGGGAGCAUCGCUGCACUGCUAUUUUCAGGUCUCUCCAGAGAUGUUUGAUCGGGUUCAAGUCCGGGCUCUGGCUGGGCCACUCAAGGACAUUCAGAUGGGUGGAGUGCUGCAGAGAUGUUUGUCCUUUUGGAAGGUUCUCCCAUCUCCAUAGAGGAACUCUGGAGCUCUGUCAGAGUGACCAUCGGGUUCUUGGUGACCUCCCUGACCAAGGCCCUUCUUCCAUGAUUGCUCAGUUUGGCCGGGCGGCCAGCUCUAGGAAGAGUCUUGAUGAGUCCAAAUUUCUUCCAUUUAAGAAUGAUGGAGGCCAUUGUGUGCUUGGGGACCUUCAAUGCUGCAGAAAUUUUUUGGUACCCUUCCCCAGAUCUGUGCCUCGACACAAUCUUGUCUCUGAGCUCUACGGACAAUUCCUUCAACCUCAUGGCUUGGUUUUUGCUCUGACAUGCACUGUCAACUGUGGGACCUUAUAUAGACAGGUGUGUGCUUUUCCAAAUAAUGUCCGAUCAAUUUAAUUGACCACAGGUGGACUCCAAUCAAGUUGUAGAAACAUCUCAAGGAUGAUCAAUUGAAACAGGAUGCACCUGAGCUCAAUUUCGAGUCUUAUAGCUAAUGGUCUGAAUACUUAUGUAAAUAAGGUAUUUCUGUUUUUUGUUUUUAAUACAUUUGCUAAAAUGUCAAAAAACCUGUUUUCAUUUUGUCAUUAGGGGGUAUUGUGUGUAGAUUGAUGAGGAACUUUUUUCAUUUAAUCAAUUUUAGAAUAAGGCUGUAACGUAAACAAAAUGGGGUCUGAAUACUUUCCGAUUGUGCUAUAUACAGUACCAGUCAAAAGUUUGGACACACCUACUCAUUCAAGGGUUUUUCUUUAUUUUUACUAUUUUUUACAUUGUAGAAUAGUAAUGAAGACAUCAAAACUAUGAAAUAACACAUAUGGAAUCAUGUAGUAACCAAAAAAGUGUUAAACUAAUCAAAAUAUAUUUUUAUAUUUCAGAUUCUACAAAUAGCCAUCCUUUGCCUUGAUGACAACUUUGUACACUUGGCAUUCUCUGCUUUUUUUAGCUUUGAGAAUGAAAACAUCUUUGUCUCUAUCACUAACCUUGUGUUAGCCUCAGUGUCUUGCUGUGAGACUAUUUAUCAGUUUGUUUUGGUUUCUUUAUUUCUUGACCGAAGUGUCAUUACUGUGUAUAAGUAAAAAUAUAUAUUUCAAGUUCUAAGCCAAAGAAUAAACCGUUAGCAUUCGUAUAUAUAAAAUGCUAUCUGUCAGUGCCUUUCCGUGUCGAACUUCUGGUGACUUUGAUUUGAACUUAUUCUCAAUGGAAGGGAAGAUGUUGGUUAAGCAUUUCACUUUGUGAUUUUCUGUUUCCUAGUUUGUGGUCAUCACCGUGUGCCUCAAAGCUGGCCUAGAGACCUCGUCUUGGACUAUGGUAGGCUCUCUCCUCGAACUACAAUAUAUUGUCUUUCCAUCAUCUUUCUCUUACCACAGACACCUGUAACAAUUGAAAAAAAGGCAGAUCUUAAAAGGUCCAUAAGGAUAUGUUCCAUCCAUCUGUUCCUCUUCCUCCAUCAACUCUUGGCCACCAUUCACAUUACUUAGGCCUUACACCAGAACUACUAGCAGAAUAACUUAGUCAUUGUGUAAUUACUCUGUAAUAAGAUGGUAAGUACACUGUAUUUACUAUUGUAACCCUCACCCUCACCUCCCACACUGUAUAUAUAUAUAUAUAUAUAUAUAUAUAUAUAUAGACAAAAGGAAGUAACAUGUUCUGUCUCCUCCAGUUCAGUCACAUUGCCAUCUGGGGCAGCAUCAGCCUGUGGGUGGUGUUCUUCGGUAUCUACUCCUCUCUGUGGCCACUCAUCUCUCUGGCUCCAGACAUGUCUGGCGAG